This is a messenger RNA of Phoenix dactylifera (date palm), 2430 nucleotides long. RefSeq lists its product as uncharacterized. The record is from RefSeq and is a predicted model, not a curated record. Gene Ontology annotation, molecular function: protein binding. Lineage: Eukaryota; Viridiplantae; Streptophyta; Magnoliopsida; Arecales; Arecaceae. Gene Ontology annotation, cellular component: nucleolus.
UUAAGUGAAAAAAAACACCAAGACGACUCCAUACAUGGUCGCUGAUCCCCUUCAUUCCCCAUCAAAUCAUGGUCGAAACCCACACCGCCGUCACGGUCCAGGAGGAAGGCAUGGAGAGGAGGACGGAUAAGCAGGCGAAGAAGGAGGAGAAGAAGAAGAGGUCCUCGGAAACGCUAGCAGACGGCCCCGGAGUAUCGGAAACCCUUGACCUCGAUCGUGCGAGCAACGGGUGGGGCGACGCCCGCAAGGGGAAGGGGGGAGAAAUCCUUCUCCGAUCGAUUGCCGCUUUUCUUGAGAGCAAUGGGUUCUCCAAAACCCUCUCUGCCUUCCAGUCCGAAGCCCAGCUCGAGAUGGAGUGCUGGAAAUCAUCUGUUUUGAACUUUGAUGAUCUAUUAACGAAGUGCUUGGAGCUAAGUAAGGGUCAUGCAGAAGCUAGCAUUGAUUGGCUGAAAGAGGAAGACUCAGAAAAUGUUGGUAUUUCUACAGAAGCAGAAACAAAAAAUAUUUAUAAUGCUGAACAACUACACAAGAAAAAGAGAAAGAAAAGUGAUGGCAUUGAUAAUGGCACAAAAGCUGAGAUAUCUAAAACUGGACUGGCAAACAGCUCUGAUGGAAUUGUUGGUACUGUGGAAAAGAUAUCAAACAAACAAGUGGAUGAGUUACAGGUAAAAUCUAAGGAGAAGAAAACAAAAAGGCUGACUUCUGAAGAUUGCUUUGUUGGAAAUACUCAAGUUUCUCAAGAGAAGACCCUGAAAGAGUCGACGAGUAUGGAUGAUAUAACUGACUUCAAGAAGUUGAAAUCGGUUGAUGGCUCAUAUGUUGAAACUAAAGAUAAGAAAAGGAAAAAGAAAUUGGCUUCUGACUCACUUGGUAAAAAUGCUGAAAAGAAUCAGUCGGAGGUUAGUCAUGGGACACUUGAGAAUAAUGUUCAUGAAAAUCAGUUGCUAAAACCCCAUGUAAAUGAAAAAGAAAAGAGGAAGAAGAAGCACAUGAUGGACUCUGAUUCUUGUAAUGAAAAAUCGAAGCCUAGCAACUAUGGAAAAUUUCAAGAGGUGAUUAGAGAUAAAUUAGAGGAAUUGAAGUGUUUAACCAAUAAAUCCACUGAAUCAAAUGCCAAACAUAAAGAUGGAAAGAAAAAGAAAACCAAAGAAAUCUCUGAUUCUCUUGCUAAAACAAUUGGGCAAUCAGACCUAGAAGCAUCUCAGAUUGUAACUAACAAGAAAUCUAAGGACUCAAAAUCUGCAGGUUGUGAGAACAGCACUGAUUCUAAACUACUGGAUUCUGUGACCAAGCAUGCUGGUGUCAAGGAAUCAUUGGACCAUAAAGAUUCUGAAUGUAAGAAGAAAAGGAAAGGCAAAUCAAUUUCUGAAAGUGCCAUUGGCUCUGUUCAGGUAGAUGGAAGAUCAUCUCAUGAAGAUCUAAGAAAAUCAGAUGCCAAGAAGGAAAAUGUCCCUGUAUCUGAAGAUAAUGUUGAUAAAAAUGAGAAGGAAAAAUCCAAGAAAAGAAAAAGAUUGGCCUGUGAAGAAGAAGGGGUACCGAUGGACAAGGCAUCCAAAAUCAAACCUGAAGUUACUGAAGAUUACAUGGAAACAGAGACCCUCGAAAAUUCUCGCAAGUCUUUGACAGAGUAUGAGCACCCUGUUCCUGCUAAAAAGAGGAAAACAGAAGAAAACAAGGAGAAUACUAAGCCUUCUGGUGAACAACUUGAUGGUAUUAUCAAGUGUAAAGAUAACCUUAGAACACAUGAUUCACGGAAGGAAGUAAUAGGACAUCAAGUGGUAAAUGGAAAUGGUGAAGAAGAAGCAAUGGAAGGUGGCAACUCAUCAAAAUCAAUAAAGAAAGAAAAGAAUUCAGCAGAGCCAAAAUCUGUCAAUGCAUUUCGAAGGGUGGUGGUGGAUGAAGUUCAAUUUUCUGAUAAGAGACUUCAAGAUAAUUCUUAUUGGGCUAAGGAUGGUGCAGAAAAUGGAUAUGGUGCAAAGGCACAAAAUAUUCUUGGUCAAGUCAGAGGAAGGGACUUCAGACAUGAAAAGACCAAGAAGAAGCGUGGAACUUAUAAGGGAGGACAGAUCGAUCAACAGUCACGUUCUAUAAAAUUCAACCAUUCAGAUGAGGAAUGAACUGAUGCCUGUGAAACAACCGCAUCUUAAAGUGCCUUCUGCAUUUGAUAGUCAUUUGUCAAGCUGUGUUCCAAUUGCUGUUCUGGGAGGUGUCGAACAUUGUUGCCGUUGUUGCGAAAUGGUCUCCUAAUUUUGAUAUUCUGUUUCUUCUAGUAGAUUAUGCAAAACAUCCAGUGUUUCCAAGCAUCAAAUAUUUUCCAAAAUUUUGACCUUAAAAAAAUUUGCCACUUGUUGUAAGCGGCGAUACAUAUUUUGUGCAUAUCAUCUGCAAUUGAUAAACAAGAAGGUGAGAGUAUUUGGUUUGUGAACUUUA